Molecule: messenger RNA, 1705 nt
Organism: Chlamydomonas reinhardtii
Lineage: Eukaryota; Viridiplantae; Chlorophyta; Chlorophyceae; Chlamydomonadales; Chlamydomonadaceae
Exons: 5
Coding region: 287-1429 (380 amino acids)
Source: RefSeq, a predicted model, not a curated record
CCGCCCCUCUUUCGAGAAAGUCCCCCUUGGGCUACAACUGCAUUGGUAUAUAGUUGUAUAAAAUGAGUCAUUUUAUAGCGACGCAUCGUUAAGAAGAACUAUACCAAAGCUUUUUCGCGCCCAAGGUUGCACCAUGGCGCAUUUAACAUCACAACGAGUGACAAUGGAAGUACUAAUACUAGCGGCUCUGGCGAUCGGAUGCACAGAAGCAGUAGGCGCAUCGCCGAGGAUUCCCCCAGACUGGCUUCGCGAAGCCCAUAAGAACCUUUCACGCUUCCAGGGCCGGAUGCUGGGGGACGUCAUGGCGCUGUUGCGCCGCGGCGACAUCUUCCACUGGCCGCUGGGGCUGUUCGACCCGGUGAUUAGCUGCCCGCCCGGCUCACAGCUGCUGCGCAUGGACCCGGCGGGCCCCGUGGCGCAGCCGGAGCAGGUGUACGACGGCGCCAAGUGGAUGUGCCUGCCGCUGCCGGCGCCCACGGAGCCCGGCUGCAUGGUCAUGUCGCUGGGCUCAAACAACCAGUUCGAGUUUGAGGCGGCGGCCGUGGCGUUGACCCAGUGCUCCGUCCACACCUUUGACUGCACCGUGCGCGCCGCCGCCAACGGCUCCAGCGUCAACCCGCGCCGCCACGCCUUCAGCUCGCUGUGCGUGGGCUCGGCCGAGGAUGCGGCGCGCGAGCCGGACCUGGUGGUGGACUGGGAGGGCGCGUUGAGGCGGGCGGCGGCGCAGCAGGCGCACAUGGCGCAGCAGCCGGCAGCGGGCGGAGCGGCGGCAGAAGGGGGCGGGGCCGGGGGCGGCCGGCGGGAGCUGGGCGAGCGGCGGCAGCAGCAGGCGGGAGUAGGGGGCAUCAGGACGGGGGUGUGGACAGCUGGUGCGGGCUCGGGCGGUGCGGCAGGGGGCGUGACGCACCAUGUGCCGCACGGCGUGCUCAUCGCCAAGAUCGACAUCGAGGGUUUUGAGUUCUCGCUCAUGUCGCGCUGGGGCCCGGACACGCCCGCCUUGCCCGCCUUCAUCGCCAUGGAGGUGCACAACUGGGCCUCCAGCUUCGUGCAGCCCAAGCCCGAGCGCUGGACGCUGGCCAACACGCUGGGCUUCUGGCUGCCCAGCCAGCGCGCCAAGCGGGCCGCGCGCGCCGCCAACCCGGCGGCGGGGCGGCUGUCGCUGCGGCCGCACCCCAUGGACGGCGGCGACAUGGCGCUGCUGCUGCUGCAUUUGACGCGGCUGGGUUACGGCAUUGUGAGCAGGGAGGACAACCCCGUGACGGACCGGGAGGGACACCCUUGCUGCACGGAGCUGCUGCUCUACCGCGUGCCGCCGCUGCACGCGGCAGGGGGCGCGGGAGUGGGCGUGGGGGCAGCGGGGGCGGUGGGAGCCGGGGGGACAGGCGCGCUGAGAAGACCUAGCAGCAAUGCGGUGGCGCGCCAUGGGUAGGAAGCAACGGCCCCAGAAGCUAGGCUCUUUCUGGCGUGGCAUAGGGAAUGCGUGGUGAUGGAACGUCGCAGGUUAUGGGAGGCGGCAGGUACAUAGUGGCAAAUACUUGCCUACUGCAGCUAGGCUGAGGGUGGUGUGGUUUGGAGGAGUGCAACACUGGUACCUGCGGCACGGCAACUGCUGGCACUGCAAUUGAGGGUUGGACCACUUAGAAUGACUCGGGAGCUGCGCCAGGGGGGGGGGGUAGGAACAAACUUUUUUGACCCCAUGCCACGA